CUGCUGGGCUUCCUGGCCACGCUCACGCUGAUCCCGGCCUUCAAGGAGCACUUCCUCGCCGCGCGGCUCUUCGGCGAAGACCUCAACAAGGCCUUGCGGCGCCCCGUCCCCGAAGCACAGGGCGUGAUCAGCGGGGCUGUGUUCCUGAUCAUCCUCUUCUGUUUCAUCCCCGUGCCCUUCUUGAGGUGCUUCAUGGAGGAGCAGUGCACAGCCUUUCCUCACAACGAGUUUGUGGAGCUCAUCGGUGCACUCCUUGCCAUCUGCUGCAUGAUUUUCCUGGGCUUUGCAGAUGACGUUCUGAACCUGCGCUGGCGCCACAAGCUGCUUCUUCCUACCAUGGCCUCUCUGCCACUGCUCAUGGUUUACUUCACCAACUUUGGGAAUACAACCAUUGUGGUGCCUAAGCCUUUCCGGGUGCUGCUGGGCAUGCACUUGGACCUGGGUAUCCUCUACUACGUGUACAUGGGCAUGCUCGCAGUGUUCUGCACUAACGCCAUCAACAUUCUCGCUGGAAUUAAUGGAAUUGAAGCAGGGCAGUCUCUGGUGAUAGCUGCUUCCAUUAUCAUAUUCAACAUUGUAGAGUUAAAUGGGGAUUACCAAGAUGAUCACAUUUUUUCUCUCUACUUCAUGAUUCCCUUUUUUUUUACCACGCUGGGGCUGAUUUACCACAACUGGUACCCAUCUCGAGUGUUUGUUGGGGACACCUUCUGCUAUUUUGCUGGCAUGACCUUCGCCGUGGUGGGGAUCCUGGGGCACUUCAGCAAAACAAUGCUGCUUUUUUUCAUCCCACAAGUGCUCAACUUCCUCUACUCAUUGCCUCAACUCUUCCACAUCAUUCCUUGUCCCCGUCACCGGCUGCCAAGGCUCAAUCCUAAAACAGGAAAAUUGGAGAUGAGCUACUCCAAAUUCAAAACUAAGAACCUUUCUGCCCUGGGAACAAAUAUUCUGAAGGCAGUCAAGAUCUUGCACAUAGUAGAUGUGAGAAGUGGAAUGGAUGAAGAUGGCGAAUACACCGAGUGCAAUAAUAUGACGCUUAUUAACUUUGUAAUAAAGCUGAUUGGGCCCAUCCACGAGCAAAAUCUCACUCUCCUGUUGCUAUUCGUUCAGGUCCUGGGCAGCACAAUUGCAUUUUCAAUCCGGUACCAACUAGUACGCUUGUUUUACGACGUCUGA
Merops nubicus (carmine bee-eater) is the source of this 1173-nucleotide messenger RNA. RefSeq names its product dolichyl-phosphate (UDP-N-acetylglucosamine) N-acetylglucosaminephosphotransferase 1 (GlcNAc-1-P transferase) (gene DPAGT1). Lineage: Eukaryota; Metazoa; Chordata; Aves; Coraciiformes; Meropidae. Gene Ontology annotation, cellular component: membrane. The annotation marks the transcript as partial. The record is from RefSeq and is a predicted model, not a curated record. Gene Ontology annotation, molecular function: UDP-N-acetylglucosamine-dolichyl-phosphate N-acetylglucosaminephosphotransferase activity. Gene Ontology annotation, biological process: dolichol-linked oligosaccharide biosynthetic process; protein N-linked glycosylation. The transcript is spliced from 9 exons.